AGAACCUACAAUUCUUCCAUUUACUUUCUCGACUCUUGUCUCCAAGAAAGCAAGAGAGAAAAAAAAGUGAUUCAAACUAAUCUCUUUUGACGUAAUGGCGAGUGAAACAGAGGACAUCAAGUACGAAGAGAGUUUCAUAAAGAACACUCGAGGAUUUAAGUUGUUCACGUGCAGAUGGAUACCAGCAAACCAAGAGCCAAGGGCUUUAGUUUUCCUUUGCCAUGGAUAUGGCAUGGAAUGCAGCAUCACCAUGAAUAGUACUGCAAGGAGGAUCGUGAAGGCAGGAUUUGCAGUAUAUGGAAUGGAUUAUGAGGGACAUGGCAAAUCUGAUGGGCUUAGCGCUUAUAUCCCAAACUUUGACCACCUCGUUGAUGAUGUCUCCACUCACUACACAACUAUUUGCGAGAGAGAAGAGAACAAAUGGAAGAUGAGGUUUCUGUUAGGAGAGUCAAUGGGAGGAGCAGUGGUUUUGUUGCUACGCAGGAAGAACCCUGACUUUUGGGAUGGAGCUAUCUUGGUCGCUCCAAUGUGUAAGAUCGCAGAAGAAAUGAAGCCAAGUCCUUUUGUUAUUUCGAUAUUAACAAAGCUUAUCUCCAUUAUACCCAAAUGGAAAAUCAUUCCUAGUCAAGAUAUCAUCGAGAUUUCAUAUAAAGAGCCAGAAAUAAGAAAACAGGUUAGAGAAAAUCCGUUAUGCUCCAAAGGACGACCACGCUUGAAAACUGCGUAUGAGCUCUUAAGGAUCAGCAACGACUUGGAGAAGUCACUUAAAGAGGUUUCAUUGCCGUUUAUGGUAUUACACGGAGGUGAUGAUAAAGUAACAGAUAAAGCAGUGAGCCAAGAACUGUACAAGGUUGCGUUGAGCGCUGACAAGACCUUAAAGUUGUACCCUGGGAUGUGGCACGGUUUGCUCAACGGCGAGACACCAGAGAACAUUGAAAUUGUCUUUGCCGACGUCAUCGGAUGGUUGGAAAAAAGAAGUGAUUAUGGAAAUGAUAGGUUUGAGUCGGAGCUUAAACAGAAUAAUGAUGGUUUUAAUUUCAAGGAAUAGUCGUUUGACUUGCUACAUUUUUUUACACAAGUGUUUUGAUGAAAUUCUGGUGUUUUGCAUUUUGAUUUUUAAUGCUGCUAUUG
Arabidopsis lyrata subsp. lyrata is the source of this 1131-nucleotide messenger RNA. Its product is annotated as caffeoylshikimate esterase. Bases 95 to 1048 code for a protein of 317 amino acids. NCBI's taxonomy places the organism in Eukaryota, Viridiplantae, Streptophyta, Magnoliopsida, Brassicales, Brassicaceae. Gene Ontology annotation, cellular component: membrane. Gene Ontology annotation, molecular function: lipase activity. The transcript has 8 exons. The record is from RefSeq and is a predicted model, not a curated record.